Messenger RNA from Rosa chinensis, 1964 nucleotides. RefSeq names its product heat shock 70 kDa protein 14. Lineage: Eukaryota; Viridiplantae; Streptophyta; Magnoliopsida; Rosales; Rosaceae. The transcript has 6 exons. Gene Ontology annotation, cellular component: cytosol; nucleus. Gene Ontology annotation, biological process: protein folding. Gene Ontology annotation, molecular function: ATP binding; ATP-dependent protein folding chaperone. The record is from RefSeq and is a predicted model, not a curated record. Bases 159 to 1865 code for a protein of 568 amino acids.
GCCCCACCAAACGCAGAGUCCUCCUUUCUCCAUUCUUUGAUAGACUCCCAGAAACCCCAACAAGCCCCCAUCGCCCUCUGCGGUUCAGAGGAAUUAGAUUGAUAUUGCGCGGUUGAUUGACUCUGUGUCUUAUAUGGAAGACUUAGAAUCUUGCAAGGAUGAGUGUGGUGGGAUUUGAUUUUGGCAAUGAGAGUGGCAUUGUGGCCGUGGUAAGGCACAACGGUAUCGAUGUUGUGCUCAAUGAUGAGUCCAAACACGAAACUCCUGCCAUUGUUUGUUUCGGGGAUAAGCAGCGGUUCAUUGGGACUGCAGGCGCUGCUUCAUCUAUGAUGAACCCUAACAACACAAUUUCGCAGAUCAAACGCUUGGUUGGAAAGAAAUUCUCGGAUCCUGUGUUGCAGAGGGAUAUCAAGUCCCUGCCUUUUGCUGUUACUGAAGGGCCUGAUGGAUAUCCAUUGAUCCAUGCCCGUUAUUUGGGAGAAGCCAAGACAUUCACGCCCACCCAAGUUUUGGGAAUGGUGUUCUCUGAUCUGAAAAUCAUAGCCCAGAAGAAUCUUAAUGCAGCAGUUGUAGACUGCUGUAUAGGAAUUCCGGUUUAUUUCACUGAUCUCCAAAGAAGAGCUGUUGAGGAUGCAGCCAGAAUUGCUGGGUUGAACCCUCUUAGGUUGUUUCAUGAAACUACAGCAACUGCUCUAGCUUAUGGAAUCUACAAGACAGAUUUACCAGAGAACGACCAAUUGAAUGUUGCCUUUGUUGAUAUUGGGCAUGCUAGCAUGCAAGUUUGCAUUGCUGGCUUCAAGAAGGGGCAGCUGAAAGUUCUUGCUUAUUCAUUUGACCUGUCUUUGGGUGGUAGGGAUUUUGAUGAAGUACUGUUCCAGCACUUUGCAGCAAAAUUUAAGGAAGAGUACAAGAUAGAUGUUUACCAGAAUGCAAGGGCCUGCCUUCGGCUUCGAGCUGCUUGUGAGAAGCUGAAGAAGGUGCUCAGUGCAAAUCCUGAGGCACCUUUGAAUAUUGAGUGCUUAAUGGACGAGAAAGAUGUUAGAGGUUUUAUUAAGCGGGAUGAAUUUGAACAAAUUAGUGCUCCUAUUUUGGAACGCGUAAAGGUACCUUUGGAGGAGGCCCUUCUCGAUGCAAAUCUUUCAAUAGAGAACGUUCAUACUGUUGAGGUUGUUGGUUCAGGCUUUCGUGUACCUGCUAUAAUCAAGAUAUUGAUAGAGUUCUUCAAAAAGGAGCCUAGGAGAACUAUGAAUGCUAGUGAGUGUGUUGCCAGGGGUUGUGCUCUGCAGUGUGCAAUGCUUAGUCCUACAUUCAAAGUCCGAGAGUUUCAGGUGAAUGAGAGCUUCCCAUUCUCGAUUGUUUUAUCCUGGAAAGGUUCCGGCCCAGAUGCCCAGAAUGGAGGAGCGAAUCAAACUACUAUCGUCUUUCCCAAGGGAAAUCCCAUUCCAAGUUUGAAGGCUCUUACAUUUUACAGAUCUGGCACAUUUUCAGUUGAUGUGCUGUAUGCUGAUGUUGGUGAUUUGCAGGCACCUGUAAAGAUCAGUACAUAUACGAUUGGUCCUUUCCAAUCUAAUACAAGUGAGAGGGUGAAGGUGAAGGUCAAGGUUCGCUUGAAUGUACAUGGGAUCGUAUAUGUAGAGUCAGCAACUGUUUUGGAAGAGGAAGAAGUUGAGGUUCCUACAAGAAAGGUUAAGAAAACAAACAUUCCUGUGGUAGAGUUAGUUUAUGGAGGAAUGGCUCCAGCAGAUGUGCAGAAGGCAAUAGAAAGUGAGUACGAGAUGGCUUUACAAGAUCGUGUUAUGGAAAAAACAAAAGACAAGAAGACAUUCAUUUCUGGAAAUGUCCAGCGAACAAAUAGUGGAACGUAAAUAGGUCCACAAUGUCUCAAACUCAAGAAAGAUGUUCUGAAGAAGGAAACUGUUUAUUUUCCGUUUUCUUGUUUGAAAAGGUACUAAAUACCUUCAAUA